This is a messenger RNA of Parus major (Great Tit), 473 nucleotides long. It is a transcript of the gene IL10, whose product is annotated as interleukin 10. The annotation marks the transcript as partial. Gene Ontology annotation, cellular component: extracellular region. NCBI's taxonomy places the organism in Eukaryota, Metazoa, Chordata, Aves, Passeriformes, Paridae. Gene Ontology annotation, biological process: immune response. The transcript has 3 exons. Gene Ontology annotation, molecular function: cytokine activity. The record is from RefSeq and is a predicted model, not a curated record.
UCCAGCCCUGAGCUGCAGCAGAGGGGAGCAGCCCUUGCCCACAGCAUGAGGAUCUGCUCCAGGGGCACAGCCGUGCCCACCCUGCUGCUGCUGCUGCUGCUGGGCACCGCGCCCACCCGCGCCCAGCCCUCCUGCCUCCACUUCCCCGAGCUCCUGCCUGCCAGGCUCAGAGAGCUGAGGGUCAAGUUUGAGGAAAUUAAGGAUUAUUUUCAAUCAAAAGAUGACGACCUCAGCAUCCAACUGCUCAGCUCUGACCUGCUGGAGGAAUUCAAGGGGAGCCUCGGCUGCCAGUCGGUGUCGGAGAUGAUGGGGUUCUACAUGGAGGAGGUGCUGCCCAGCGCCAUGAGGAUCAGCGCUCAGCACCAGCAGAGCAUGGGCGACCUGGGCAACCUCCUGCUGAGCCUGAGAGCCACCAUGAGGCGCUGUGUGAGUGGGGCUCAGCCGCGCGGGGACACGGCCGGGGCGGGCAGAGC